CUUCCCACCGCUGGCCGGGGCGCAAGCGGCGGCCGGUCCCCACCCCACGCUGGCAGCGGGGAUGUCACGGCACGGAUGCCACCUCGGGGGGGGCCUACGCAGGGGUGGGCCUCAGCGGGGCUGGGGUCCCACCAAACCCCCACGCUGCAGCGGAGAGGGGCGUGGGGAGGAGCGGGGUGGCACCAGGGGCUCUCGGCCAGGGCUGCCACACGGUGCUGGUGUCUCCCUCCCCUCUCGUGUCCGGGUCCCCAUAUCACAUUUAUUGCUGGGGGGGUCCCUGUGCCAUGGCCCCUGGCCGUUUGACCAGAGGGGGGCCCCCUCCCGCGAUGUCAUCCUCGUCUCAGCCAUCAUCACCGUCAGCCUUAGCGUCACCAUCGUCCUGUGUGGCAUCUGCCAGUGGUGCCAGCGCAGACUGGGAAAGCGUUACAAGACGUCCCUGGAGACCGUGGGGACCCCAGACUCCAGCCGAGGCCGCAGCGAGAAGAAAACCAUCAACGAUCUAGACAGAGACUUUUGGAAUAACAAUGACAACACAGUGCAGCAGAAAUGGAGCUCGUACCCUCCCAAGGAGUUUAUACUAAACAUUUCACCUUACGCCCCGUACGGUGACCCGCGCCUUUCCCUCAAUGGCUCUCUGUUAUCAGGGGCUAAGCUGACAGCGUCGGCCACCGCGGGGUUGGCGGGGGAGCGCGACGGCCGCCCCGGGGAGAAGCAGCGCGGCGGCGAGGACGGCAUGAGGAGCAGCAUCUCUGCCCACAGCGAGCCCAGCAUGGGGAAGGCGGCGAGGGGCCGCUGGCACACGGUGCAGAGCCACUUGGCCGCAGGGAAGCUCAGCCUGUCCAAUUUCGAGGACUCCACCUUGUCCACAGCCACUACCCUUGAGUAUAUCCCCACCUCAGCAGGCGACCCCAAAUGCCAGAGGCCCCGCACGCUCAUGCGCCAGCAAAGUCUGCAGCAGCCCCUCAGCCAGCACCAGCGAGGCAACCACAGCCAGCCCACCACCAGCCAGAGCCUGGGCCACCUCCAGGCCCACAGCGGCUCCUCCGGUGCCGGCAACCCCCGGGGCUCCCGCGGCGGCCAGGGGCGCCAGGGCAUCGCCGCCGGCUCCAAGCAUCGGACAGCUGGUGGCCGGAGCCGCUCCAACCCCGGCAGCUGGGACCACGUGGUGGGGCAAAUCCGCAACCGCGGCUUGGACAUGAAGUCCUUCCUGGAAGGCCGGAUGGUGGUGUUAUCCCUGGUUUUGGGACUCUCAGAGCAAGAUGACUUUGCCAAUAUCCCCGACCUGCAACCUGCUGGGACGCAGCCGAACCAGCCGAACGCUCAGGGGGACAAGAGGUUGCCAGCCGGCGGCAAGGCGGUGAACACCGCACCCGUGCCUGGGCAGACGCAGAACGACGAGUCCGACCGCAAGACGGAGCCGCGCUCCUCUGUCUCCGACCUGGUGAACUCCCUGACCAGCGAGAUGCUCAUGCUCUCACCGGGCUCCGAGGACGAUGAGGGCCACGAUGGCUCCAGCCGGGAGAACCUGGGCCGCAUCCAGUUCAGCGUCGGCUACAACUUCCAGGAGUCCACCCUGACUGUCAAGAUCAUGAAGGCCCAGGAGCUGCCGGCCAAGGACUUCAGCGGCACCAGCGACCCCUUCGUCAAGAUCUACCUGCUCCCUGACAAGAAGCACAAGCUGGAGACCAAGGUGAAGCGGAAGAACCUGAACCCGCACUGGAACGAGACCUUCCUCUUCGAAGGGUUCCCCUACGAGAAGGUGGUGCAGCGGGUGCUGUACCUCCAGGUCCUGGACUACGACCGCUUCAGCCGCAACGACCCCAUCGGGGAGGUGUCCAUCCCCCUCAACAAGGUGGACCUCACCCAGAUGCAGACCUUCUGGAAGGACCUGAAGCCGUGCAGCGACGGCAGCGGAAGCCGUGGGGAGCUGCUGCUGUCGCUGUGCUACAACCCCUCCGCCAACUCCAUCGUGGUGAACAUCAUCAAAGCGCGGAACCUCAAAGCCAUGGACAUCGGGGGCACGUCAGACCCCUACGUGAAGGUGUGGCUGAUGUACAAGGACAAGCGGGUGGAGAAGAAGAAGACGGUGGUGAUGAAGCGGUGCCUGAACCCCGUCUUCAACGAGUCCUUCUCCUUCGACAUCCCCACGGAGCGGCUGCGCGAGACGACCAUCGUCAUCACCGUCAUGGACAAGGACAGGCUGAGCCGCAACGAUGUCAUCGGCAAGAUCUACCUGUCCUGGAAGAGCGGCCCCGGCGAGGUGAAGCACUGGAAGGACAUGAUCGCCCGGCCCCGGCAGGCGGUGGCACAGUGGCACCAGCUGAAAGCCUGAGCCCCCCCCCCGGCCCCGGGGCAGGACAGGGGCGGGACGGCGGUGGCCCCGCGGUGGAGGGUGGGGGACGGAUGGACAGACGGACGGAGCGCCCCCGUCCCCAUCCCCAGCGCCGGGCAGGUCUCCCGCGAGUGCUUCCAGCCCCCGUCCCCCCGGCCCCCCCCCCCCCCCCCCCCCCCCAGUGUCAUCCCACAUUUUGGGAGGCUGCCGGUGCGAGGGGGGGUCCCGCCUCCCCCCUUUCAGCCCAGUCAGACCUCUCCCAGCUGCCAGCGUCACCCCAGCGGGAGCCACACGUCCUGCCUGGGGACGUCCCCGUACCCUGCCCCGUCCCAUCCCACCCCCCCAGCCCCGGGGGCACCCCAGGGAUCGGAAGCCAUGCCGCAGCUCGUUAGCCAAAGCGGGCACAUCCAGCGGGGUUUGCUGCUUUACCUCCGUCCCGGCACGUCCCCCGCGCUCCUGAUGCCACUGCAUCCCCCCCGCGGUGGCACCCAGGGGUGCUGCACCCUGGCCAUCUCCUCACGGGGUGGCCCGGGGCCCGCAAGAGUGCCCAGCGGGGGGGUCCUGUGUGAGGAUGGAGCGGGUGCCACCGUCCCCACGCCGUGCAGAGCGGUGUCCUUGUCCCCACUGUUGGCUGCAGGGGGCUGGCACCCAGCGGCAGCAUCCCCAAGGUGCCCACACCUCCCCGCUGUCACCGCGGUGGGUGUCCUCCCCUUGCCAUGGGCCGGUGGCGUUGGAGGCAGCAGGACGGCAGCAGCGUUGGCUGUGACACGUCACCGGCAGGCAGCGCCGCUCAGUGUCCCUCCCCAGGGCUCCCUGCUCCACCAGGGAUGCCGUGGCCAGCGUGUGCGUGUAUCCUCGGGGUGUCCCCAUGCCAGGGACAUCGGCCAAGCCCUCCCGCAGUGGGGCUGCUGCCCCCCUCCGCAGCCAUCUCAGGUAGGGGACGGCCACCCCCUGCCCACCACGGGGACACCGAAGGAGCUGGGCUCUGCACCCCUGUCUUCCUGUGGCCACCACAGUGUCACCCAGCACGUGCCAAGGACACUGCCCCCCAUGGGGACCGGCCUGAGAGCGGGGUGCCAACUGCCCAGAGCACCACAGGCAGGGUCAUGAGCGUCGUCCCUGCGUCACAGCGUCCCCGGUACGGGCACCCAGGGGUGCCCCGCAGCUGGGACACCCCCACGAGCAUCGGUGCCAUCCCUUCGGGCUGAGCCCCAGCCACCGGGGUCGAUUCAUCGCAUGGGGGACCCUGCGCCAGACCUCCCCAAAAAAACAAGGAGCAGCCAUCAAGGGGAUGCUGUCCCCCCCGUGUCCCCCGCCCGGCUGCCUGCCCUCGGGGGACUCGCUGCUGGGGGACAAGUGGCCCUGGGGACACGGUGGCACCGUCCCUGUCCUGCCGCCAGCAAGUGUCCAGCAGCCACCGGAGACCCCCCGUUAGACCAUUUCAGACAAUCUGGAGAGAAGUCAUAAUUCUGCUACUACAGUAAUAAUAACGCUUUUAGGGACAUUUGUAUUUUUAUCACAUUUCUCUCUUUUUUUAACAUAACAGAGGAGAUUCACGCACCUGGGGAAGGGGCUGCAGCUGGGCUCGCGCACAAAGCCAAGGGGUGGCAGGGUCCCCAGUGCCAGGCACUGCGUCGGGCUGUGCCGGGGUCCCCACAAGCGGGGUCUGUGGGCAGGGGUGCCCGUCCCCCCCCUGCCCCCCCCCCCCGCUCCUCGGGGAAGGGUGGGCUCCCCGGGGCUGUGUGUUCAUUUUUAACUCUAGAGCUCUUAGCCGUUAUCUUGUUCAGGUAUCUCUCUUCUUCAUGUGACGGUAACAUCCAACUGGUGUGUAAAAUAGAGAAAAAAUGAAAAAAAAAAUGAAAAAAAAGGAAAAAAAAAAAAAAAACACACAAACCCCAGGGCGGCCGGGGGGCGGGAGUGCUGUGGAUGGGGCGCACUGGGUGAUCCCAGGAGGCGGGGGCAGAGGGGGGGCACGGCCCCGGCGGAGGCAGGGGCGCCUCUUUGCAGAAUCCUAUUUUUGGGGAGCGGGGCCCCUCGUUUUCUGGAGGCAGCCCCUGCUCUCAGUAAUAAAGGACAGUCAGAACUGC
Oxyura jamaicensis (ruddy duck) is the source of this 4419-nucleotide messenger RNA. RefSeq names its product synaptotagmin 7 (gene SYT7). The transcript is spliced from 13 exons. NCBI's taxonomy places the organism in Eukaryota, Metazoa, Chordata, Aves, Anseriformes, Anatidae. Gene Ontology annotation, biological process: vesicle fusion; calcium-ion regulated exocytosis; regulation of calcium ion-dependent exocytosis. The record is from RefSeq and is a predicted model, not a curated record. Gene Ontology annotation, cellular component: membrane; axon; synapse. The coding region runs from base 62 to 2332 and encodes 756 amino acids. Gene Ontology annotation, molecular function: clathrin binding; phosphatidylserine binding; calcium-dependent phospholipid binding.